AUGACCAGCAAUAUUCCCCAACGACGUCUCGGCAAGGAUGGACCACUGGUGCCAGCCAUGAGCUUCGGCCUAAUGAUGUUCGCUGGCGUGUAUGGAGCGGCUCCCGACGACGAAGGAAAGUACAAGAUCCUCGACAGAGCGCUGGAGCUUGGCGCCACCCUAUGGGAUACUGCUGACUUGUACGGUGAUUGCGAGAAGACGGUAGGCGAAUGGUUCACGCGCACUGGCAAGCGCAAGGAGAUCUUUCUGGCAACCAAGUUUGGCUUCGUCAAGGGAGACCCCAACUAUGCCACCAGAAGCGACGCCGAACUACUGUCACCACCCAGACCCCAAGGUAUGUAUGAUAUAGGACAGUCGAGCGGCUUGAGUAACCUUUCGAACAAGACACCGAUCGAGGAAACGAUGCGCGCUAUGGUUGAGCUUCAAAAGGAAGGCAAAAUCCACCACAUCGGCCUCUCCAACCUCUCGGCCAACAGUCUCCGCCGGGCUGUCAAGAUCGCACCCGUUGCUGCCGUCCAGCUCGACUAUUCACUCUUCACCCUAGAUAUCGAGACAGCAAAGACGAAGCACUUGCUAGCCACUUGCCGCGAAUUGGGGGUUCCCGUGAUCGCCUACUCUCCUCUCGGCCGUGGCUUGCUGACCUCCACCUUCGCUGCCACCGAACCGAUCGAAAUCGGCGACUUGCGCGGCAAAUUGCUUCCACGCUUCCAGGGCGAGAACGUCACCAAGAACCAGAAGCUGGCUCAGGAGUUUGCGAAAUUUGCGGCGAAGAAAGGGUGCACGCCUAGUCAGCUCGCUUUGGCGUGGUUGCUGAAGCAGGGUGAUGAUAUUAUCCCUACGCCGGGCACGAAGAAUGUUCAAUUGUCGGACGAGGAAGAAAAGGAGAUCAGAGCCUGGGCAGAGCGAGCUGACGUUGGUGGUGCGCCGAUUCCGGAGAGGUUAGAAUUUGGACUGUAUGUUGAUACUGUCGAGGAGAAGUAA
Molecule: messenger RNA, 981 nt
Organism: Cyphellophora attinorum
Lineage: Eukaryota; Fungi; Ascomycota; Eurotiomycetes; Chaetothyriales; Cyphellophoraceae
Product: Aldo-keto yakc [NADP(+)]
Exons: 5
Coding region: 1-981 (326 amino acids)
Cellular component (GO): cytoplasm
Source: RefSeq, a predicted model, not a curated record